This is a messenger RNA of Drosophila subobscura, 1937 nucleotides long. RefSeq lists its product as uncharacterized. Gene Ontology annotation, molecular function: protein binding. The transcript is spliced from 2 exons. Lineage: Eukaryota; Metazoa; Arthropoda; Insecta; Diptera; Drosophilidae. Bases 21 to 1937 code for a protein of 638 amino acids. The record is from RefSeq and is a predicted model, not a curated record.
AGGAGCGAGCACACGGCCGUAUGUUCAAGUCCAAGUCCUUCGAUCUGGUCAGUGAGGAGAAGACGCGGAGGGCGGAGCGGCUCUACCAGCCGCGCCGGCUGCGCUGGCUCAAGUACAUCGUCCUGCCCGCCGUCUUUGGGUUUGUGCUGCUGCUGAUCCUCUGCAACGUGGACUUCUCCUACGACGACGAUGCCGAUGAUGGCUUAGGGUCAGACUCUGGCUCAGCCUUACCCUCAGCGGACGGACAUCCAUGGUGGAGGUUCGUGGAGGAGGAAGGUUUGACUGUGAUCAACGAACUGGAGCAGAUAUACAGCGAGAACGAGUGUCCAAACGAGAGCGUGCUCUAUGUAUCGGGCUACAAGUUUCCGAACGGCAGCCUGGAUGGGGACUUUCUGACUGGCAGCUUCCGGCUGCACAGCAUGGAGAUCGUCGACAGUGUCCUGAGCCACAUAGAAGACGGCACCUUCGACCGGAGCCAGCAGCACGGUCUGGUGACCCUGCAACUGAGGGGCACCCAGCUCCAAUCCCUGACCGCUGCGGCCUUUCGGGGACUGCAGAAGCUGCAGAACUUUACGCUGAUUAACGAGGAGGAGUCCUUUGUGGCGGAGGGCUUUUUGGCGCCACUCGCCAGCACCCUGCUCAGUGCCAGGAUCCAGCAGAGGUACACGGACAGCUUGUCCUACUCUGUCCAAGACUUCUUUGGGGUCGAGAACUACACGCUGCUGAAGUCGCUCGAUCUGAGCGGCACCAACCUCGGGGAGCUGCUCUCCUGGGACUCCUUCGUCUGUCUGCCCGCCCUGGAGCGACUCAUUUUGGUGGAUUGUGGCAUUGGGCAAGUCCAGUGGCACAGUCCCCCCCGAACGUUGCGAUCCUUGGACCUGAGUGGCAAUCCGCUGGACACAAUCAGUGGCAAUCCUCCGACAGUCAUAGAGGAGUAUGGCAUUGCGUUGGAACAGACUGACACCUCGCCCAUGAUUGGCUGGCAGGACGAGCCGGACAUGGGCUCAACGCCAGUCGAGACCACAGUCCAAGCGUUUCAAGCCUUUGUCCCAGAUUACAGAACAACCACAGCCGCAACCACAACCACGACCCCCGAAACAUCAACAGCGUUGAUCACAUCAACUACUGCGACUACUACGACUGCGGCACCACUUGACUGUUGGGAGGAAUUAUGCGAAAUUCUCAGCUGCACCGAUCACGAGGGACGAACCAACGAGACGCGUGUGACCUACAACGCAUCGCUUCAGUUCGAGGAUCUGAGUAACGCAGAGGUGCAGGUGAGACUCUCCCAUUUGGGGUCGUUGCAGUGGCGGCUGGUGUACUUCGCCACAGCCUCGUGGAGCGGCUAUGUGGGGCAGGAGAGCGCCGUGGAGAGCACGGAUCAUGAGGGAGAUCUGGUGGUGGUGGUGGCCAACUUGGACUGCGGCACACCGUUCGUGUUCUGCGUGGUGAUGGCGGGGCAGAAUGUCACCUCGCCACUGAACUGCCGUUCGCACAGGACGCUCAAGUGCUUGGCAUAUCCCGGGGUGUCCUGGUUCGCGGCGAACAGCGGCCUGGUCAUCGGUCUGGGCAUAGCUGGCAUUCUCAUCGGUGUGGUCCUGGGCAUGCUGAUCGUCUACGUGACACUGCGACUGAAGCCGAAGUGGCUAAAGGGCAGCCGGAGGCUGGUGCGUCCUCAGCGUGACUCGAACACGAUGUUCCUGAUGCCGAGGGGAUGUAAGCAAGAGGAAUACGGCUACCAGGGGAAUCCCAACACCAAAAAUGACAACUACGACUACGUUGCCUAUCACCGCUACUUGGAGCGAGCGAACUCGAAUCUCUAUCAAACGGAGUCGAACAAAUACAUUUCCCCUCCACGGGAGCGAGCUCCGUCCGUGCCACCGUCCAAGAACUACGUCUACGAGAGCUUUGAGUUGUACGAGGAGCUGCCUCAGUAG